GGUGGUUCUUCCAUGGUCCCGUGAUCUGAAAGUUGUGAAAAGUAGGGAUAUUACUUUAUAAAAACACCCAUAAUCUGUAUCAACUUUGACUUUUAGAGACCCUACGAAUGAGAGACUUCCAGGUCUGAUGGAAGAUCGCCAAACAUGGCAUUGGUCACAGUUGUCCCUAAAAUUGUGAAGAUUUUGGAGUUUUAAGUGGGUUGUAGGUGGUUCUUCCAUGGUCCCGUGAUCGGAAAGUGGUGAAAAGUAGGGGUAUUACUUUAUCAAAACACCCAUAAUCUGUGUCAACUUUGACUUAUGGAGACCUUACGAGUGAGAGACUUCCAGGUCUGAUGGAAGAUCGCCAAACAUGGCAUUGGUCACAGUUGUCCCUAAAAUUGGGAAGAUUUUGGAGUUUAAGUGGGUUGUAGGUGGUUCUUCCAUGCUCCCGUGAUCUGAAAGUUGUGAAAAGUAGGGGUCUUUAUUACUUUAUAAAAACACCCAUAAUCUUGUGUUUUUAGCAUUUUUCGUAUUGGCAUUUUUCGUAUACAUUUGGAGCUGUGAUGUUUGUGUAUCUUUCACGACCUGUGUUCUGUUUGUUUCACGUUACUGUAUCUUCAAAAACUGUUUGGGGAAGUAUGCGAUGACCUAAGUGGGGCUUGCUGUUUGCAAAACACUCAGUAGAUGUGGAAAUGCUAGGGUUGGCAGGUUCAGCAAGUAGUAUGAACAACCAGACUUUUUCUCCUGCUUAGAAUUUGUUCAUCUCUUCUUGUAUAUUCUGGGUCCAUAUAUGGACAAAGCAAUGUGACUGGAGGCUACGAUCUUGUAGAUGAUGAACACACCUGUUAUGUGAUGAGUUUGGUUCCAGAAAGGCUACAUGAACAGAGUUGCGCAGCAGAAGCAUACUGGGCCCAUAACCCUUGUGUUGUGUUAUAGCCUUUUCCAUCUCAGAUCUCGCUGCCUCUGGCCCCAUCCCGUCUCCUCAAAGCUGGGAUAAGCUAAGGCUGGGGGGCUUCUCGGGCUCUGUUUACUUUCUCUUACUCGUCCUAACAGAAGCAACAGUGGUGAUCAUGUCUAUUUCUAAUCUUUGUCUUUGCAUUCUUUUGCACUCAUGCUUUCCACUAACGCCUCUCCGACUCUUAGCUGGCUUUAUAAAGUCACCGCUGUCUCAAAAGAAACAGACCGAGGACAGCGUGGAGCUGUACUGCGAGGCCGUCGGCAACCCCAUCCCAGAGAUCCAGUGGUGGUUCGAAGGGGCCGAGCCCAACGAGACGGCCGUCCAGCUCUGGGACGGGGCCUGGCAGGACCGGGUCAAAAUCAACGCCACUUACAAGCAGCACUCCACCAGUACCAUCUCCAUCGCCAACCUCACGCUCAACGACUCCGGCACGUUCGAGUGCCGGGCGAGCAACGACCCCAAUCGCAACCACUUGUCGAAGAGCCCCAAAAUCAAGUGGAUCCGUUCCCAGGCGAACGUGAUUGUCAUUGAGCGGGCUCAUAUUUCAGCCACUCCGGAGGUAACUGGAGGCUCAGAUGUGCUCAUUUUCUGCAACAUAAGUGAGCCACCAUCACCUGUCAAAGGCCGCUAUUGGAUGAAGGAGGGGAUGAAGCUUGAUUCGAACGGGACCGCUUCGGAUUCUACCUCAUACAUGAUCCCGAAAGUGGAUCAUGAAACCUCGGGGGAAUACCACUGCAUCUUUGAGACAGAGCCCAUCUCAAGAAGCACCGUCUAUGUGAAAGUUAAACCCAACAUCGUGGCCUAUAAGAAGUCAGAGCACGCGAACGAGGGGGACACGGCGGUGCUGACCUGCAAGCUUCAUUCGUACCCGCCGGUCACCCUUUGGACCUGGUUCAAGAUGGACGAUGGCACGCCCAAGCCCAUCGUCAAUGGCUCGGAGGAGCGGUUCUUUAUCAAAUCGAUGGACAACAGGACCGACCUGCGCAUCGUCUCGCUGGACAUCGAGAGGGACCCGGGCGAGUACAGGUGCAACGGCACCAACGAACUGGGCGAAGACGGAGCUGUGGUGUCCCUGCGGGUGCGCAGCCGCCUGGCCGCCCUGUGGCCCUUCCUGGGCAUCGUGGCUGAGGUGCUCAUCCUCGUGACCAUCAUUUUCAUCUACGAGAAACGCAGAAAGCCCAACGAGGUCCCCGACGAUGACGAUGGAGGCUCUGCACCACUGAAAAGCAACGCCACCAACCAUAAGGACAAGAAUGUGCGCCAGAGGAACGCGAACUAAGCAGAAAGUGAGGUGACGUGCCAGAUAAGCAGCUUGCUUAGACGUCUCUCCGACUGUAGCACCGCGACAAUCUUAGCGCACCCUCACGAGGAACAGAAGACUUCACUUUUUCAGAGAAACGUUAAAAGUCUGUAGAGUAAAAGUUGUUUUUUUUUUUUAAAGGAAAACACUCCGAGGCAUUUCUUUUAUUUCGAUUCUUGUAUAGACAGAUGAGCUAAGCCUUUCUCUCUCUCGUCUCUCUUCAAACGGAACUAACCUGUAGAACCACUUUCUAGCGUAGCCAAAACGGGCCGGAGAUGGGGAGUUAAGCACAAAAAGCACACCCCUCUCCUCCUUUCUAUUUUUUUCUUUUAGGUCAAAAGGUACUAGAAUACACUCAGGGGGCUCGCCAUAUAUUUCCUUUGCUCUCGGAAGGCUCUCUGUAUUUAAUGUGUCCACCACUUUGAUCUCUGAUCUUUUGCUCUUCUCGGAAAUUGAGUUUCUCUCCUUUGGCCACCCUGCUGCCCUUCCUGGCUCUAAAGGAUUAUGCCACAACGGCUCAAAAAUGAAACCAAUGGUUCUGUGCCACCGCCGUUCUUUUUUGUCCCCAAAUGCUUCAAGGCCUGGGUGCCACUGAAGAUCUAAAAGGAGGACCAGAGCCGCGAAGAGCUGACCGGAACCCGAGAAGGGUCCUGCGGGCCCAAAUUGGCCACCUCUCUUCCACUCACUCUUGUUUUUGAACAACUUGAUUGUCUCCAAAUAAAGCAAGACUCUUUGGUCUCUUUA
Messenger RNA from Anolis carolinensis (green anole), 2981 nucleotides. It is a transcript of the gene bsg, whose product is annotated as basigin (Ok blood group). The record is from RefSeq and is a predicted model, not a curated record. Bases 1050 to 2216 code for a protein of 388 amino acids. Gene Ontology annotation, biological process: dendrite self-avoidance; axon guidance; homophilic cell-cell adhesion. The transcript is spliced from 8 exons. NCBI's taxonomy places the organism in Eukaryota, Metazoa, Chordata, Lepidosauria, Squamata, Anolidae. Gene Ontology annotation, cellular component: plasma membrane; axon. Gene Ontology annotation, molecular function: cell-cell adhesion mediator activity.